Leguminivora glycinivorella is the source of this 3433-nucleotide messenger RNA. RefSeq names its product acetylgalactosaminyl-O-glycosyl-glycoprotein beta-1,3-N-acetylglucosaminyltransferase-like. Gene Ontology annotation, molecular function: hexosyltransferase activity. The record is from RefSeq and is a predicted model, not a curated record. NCBI's taxonomy places the organism in Eukaryota, Metazoa, Arthropoda, Insecta, Lepidoptera, Tortricidae. Bases 1317 to 2414 code for a protein of 365 amino acids. Gene Ontology annotation, cellular component: membrane. The transcript has 3 exons.
GAUUUUUUUUUGUUUGGUUUAAGUACAAUAAAGUCUUGUCCUGUUUUUGUGAACAAUGUCUUCCUUAUUAUUUUUUAAAACUUUUACAUUAGGUUCCAUAUCCUCUAUUACAAUGUAUGGACCAUUAUAAACUGGAUUUAAUUUUGUUACACUUUCAUUUUUUAUUAAAAUUUUAUCUCUUUUUUAUAAGUAAUUGGGUGUACUGAUUUAUCAUACAGUUCUUUGCGAAUAAUUUUACUUUGAAUAAGAUUUUCUUUCGCUUCCUUACAAGCUAAUUGUAACCUAUACUUAAGUUCUAGGUAAUAAUUAUCUGGGUUAUACAAAGGUUCAACCUCACAGACAAUUCGGCAAGGCAUAUGACUCCUUUUACCAAAAACCAAUUCAUAAGGCGUGUACUUGGUGAUAGAAUGUACGGUAUUGUUAUAGGUGAAACACCAAAAGUCAAAACGGUAACCAAUGACUCCAAGCUUCUGGGUGCUUUUCGCUCUGUAUGCGCAGAUAAGCGCCCAGGUGCUUGUGUGAGUUUUCUAAAGAACCUACAGUUUGAUGAUGAUAAGCUGUUAACGACUAUUUAUUACUGCAUAAACCACAAUACAGUGAAUGAUAUACUUACAGCUAAGGUUGUCGCAUAUAACUAUAACUAGGGUCUCCCCCGCAAUUUAUUACUAUUUUUUAAUAAAUCGAAACAUAAAAUACAACAGCUCUUGGAAUUAAAAGAUAGUAAGGUACAGCGGGGCAUGUGUGACGGCAUUGGAAUUUGCUCUAUCAAUAUUUAAGAUACCUGAUGUCAUAGAGUAUUACCUAGUGCCUAUUGUAUUUGUCGUGCAACAAGUUUAUAACUAACACUAGAUUCGAGUCAUCGUUUAGUUAGUUGCCUACAUUAUAUGGGUAUUGUGGUGGAGCCAGCCCGGAGCCUGCGCCGUCUACCAGUGAUAACCGUUAUCAGUCAUCUCGCAUUCUGAUUCGGCUUGUGGUGGUGCCGUGCCUAGGUACAAACAUGCGGGUAAAUAACCGCUGAUAACGUGCUCUGCAAUCUCUUUAUUUCAAUAUUAGCUAAUAUUUUUCCUCAUUCUAAGUACCACUUUCUGCCAUUAACUUUUCGACUGGGAUUGCUAAUUGCGAAUUUAAUAAGUCCGGGCGUGUCUCUGCUCACUGGUGCCACCAGAAACAAAUUUGAAGUGAUCUCCGGUGGAUUGUAUCGCCCUCGCAAUAAGGUUUAUGCCAGGGUUGCAGACGGCAGCGCAGGGCGCGGCGGUGACGCCAUCGCGAGGGCGGCCGGCGGGGGCGCGCCCGGCGCCGCGCCGUGCUCGUGAACUAUGACCUACGCAGGUGCAGCUGCGUCCCUCCCCGGCGCCGGCGGGCGCUGGCGCAGCAUGCGCUGCGGGCGCGCGCGCCUCGCGCCCCUCGCCGCGCUCUCCGCGCUCACCGCCCUGCUGCUGCUGCUGCCGCUGCCGCCACCCCUCCUGCCCGCGCCUCCCACGGCACGGCCUCAAGGCUCCUCGACUCCCGUCACCGUGCACGAAGCGCUGCCGACUCUGCCGCCCGAAGGGUCCGGCGACGACGACGAAGCGCUCCCCUCGGGCGCCGUGCGCACGCGCGACCGCUACGUGCCGGGGCACGCGCGCGCGCACCCCGAGCUGUGCGCGGCGCGCGGCGCGGGCACGCGCCUCGUCGUGCUCGUGCCCUCCGCGCCCGCGCACGCGCGCCAGCGGCAGGCCGUGCGCCUCACGUGGGGGCACGCGGGCCGCCGCGCCGACGUCGCGCUGGCGUUCGUGCUGGGCGCCCCGCCGCCCGAGCUGCGCGCCGCCCUGGACCGCGAGGACGCGCUCUACGGCGACAUCAUCGAGGGCCGCCACGUCGACAGCUACGGGAACCUGACGCUCAAGACGCUGUCGAUGCUGGAGUGGUUCGCGACGCACUGCCCGCUGGCGGCGCGGCUGCUGAAGGCGGACGACGACACGUUCGUGAACGUGGAGGGCGUGCUGCGGUUCGCGGAGGCGCCGGCGCGCCGCGGCGCCGCGCGCGCCGUGUGGGGCAAGGUGUGGCGCGCCGGGCGGCCGGUGCGCAACGCCAGCUCCAAGUUCUUCGUGCCGGCGGAGGAGUUCCCGGGCGCGGUGUACCCGGCGUACGCGAACGGGCCGGCGUACCUGGUGGCGGGCGGGGCGGCGGGCGCGCUGCUGCGCGCGGCGCUGGGCUCGCGCUGGCUGCGCAUGGAGGACGUGCUGGUGACGGGCGUGGCGGCGGAGCGCGCGCGCGUGCGGCGCGCGGACGCGCCGGCGUUCCUGCGGCGACGCAAGGACGUGGCGCACGCGUGCGCGCUGCGCGCGGCGCUGGCUGUGCACGAGGUCUCGUUCGCCGACCAGUUCGACCUGUGGCGCAAGCUGCACGACCCCCUCGUCAAGUGCCCUCCUUAGUGCGUUUUCACAUUAUCCGAUCCGAUAUCCGUUGUAGGAACGAUAUCCCAUACAUUACAGGCGCCAUCUUAGAUUUUUUCCAUUGAAAUCCUUCCGACAUCCGACAUCGGAUCGGAUAAUGUGUGAAAACGGACUUCCUCUCCUUAGAUAGGUAUCGCCUGUUAAUAAGCCUAUAGUUUUGUAAAAUAAGGCUCGUGCACCGUUUGAAGAGUGAAACAUUCAAUCGAUCUGGAUAAUUUGUCAUCUGAUGACAGUAGAAAAGCCUGAAGACUUUGUAAUAUUUUUUCAUGAGCCAACAAAACACAGCUCAGUGGAACCACAAUGAGUGGAACCACUAGAACCAGAGGUGAGCGAGCGUGCGAGAUGGUUUUGUACUAAUAUGCGUAUUUGUUUAAUACGGUUGUUUAUAUGAAAUGAAUGAAAUCGAAUAAUGUGUGACUGUGUGAUUAAUGUGUUCAGUCAGGUAUACACCGUAUACAUAUUCGUCAACACAGUGUUACUUACUCGAGCAUUGUUAAUGUCGCCAGCGCCACAAGUGCCAUAACUUAAUUGUGUCGCUUAACUUCAAACUCGGUAAAUCCAUUCUGCUUCAACCUUAACAUUAGUUGAUUAUGUAUAAAAAUAUAUAUAAUCUGAAAAAUAAUCAACCUUAUAGCAGAAUGGAUUUACCCGAGUUUGAAGUUAAGCGACACAAUUAUAACUAAGGUACCUAGGUUAAUAAUAAAUAAAAUAUAAAUAAAUUAAUAAGUAUUUACCGAUAUCUUAUUCAAAUACUUCAAUUAUUCUUCCUCCUACCCUUAUCCCACGCUAUGUGGGGUCGGUACAACACGUCUUCCUCUUCCAUUCUCCUCUAUCUUUCGUCAUCUCAACACUCACAUCUUUCUUCCUCAUAUCCACUUUCACACAAUCCAUCCAUCGUUGUUUCAGUUUACCUCUCCCUCUCAUAACAUUCAUCUCCAACAUUCUUUUGCCUAUAUGACACUCAUUCCUCCUCAUUACAUGACCGUACCACGCCAACC